AUGGAGAUGGAUUUUCUCACUAUUACCUGUGGCCUACUGUUUGCCUUGACAUUGAUUCAAGCCCUUCUCUCACUAUCCAGAGGAGGAAAAAACAAGAAGCUUCCUCCAGGACCGGCGCCGUUGCCGAUCAUCGGAAACCUAAACAAACUUGGUGACCAACCCCACAAAUCCCUGGCCGAGCUCUCCAAAGUCCAUGGCCCAAUAAUGUCUCUCAAACUAGGCCACAUUACCACAGUGGUCAUUUCUUCAGCAGCCACGGCCAAAGAAGUCCUUCAAAAACAAGACUUAGCCUUCUCUAGCCGAUCAGUCCCAGACGCCCUCCACGCCCACAACCAGUUCCAAUUCUCCGUUGUUUGGCUUCCGGUCGCCACCCGGUGGCGAAGCCUCCGGAAAAUUCUCAACUCCAACAUUUUUUCUUGCAACAGGCUUGAUGCCAACCAGCAUCUCCGGUGCAGGAAGGUCCAGGAGCUCGUAUCAUACUGCCGGAAAAAUUCUCAGACCGGUGAGGCGGUGGACAUGGGCCGCGCCGCCUUCAGGACUUCAUUGAAUUUGCUGUCGAACACCAUUUUUUCAAAGGAUUUGACAGACCCAUAUAAUGAUACAGCUAAAGAGUUCAAGGACUUGGUGUGGAACAUCAUGGUGGAGGCUGGUAAACCUAAUUUGGUUGAUUUCUUUCCUGUGUUGAAGAAGAUUGAUCCACAGGGUAUCAGGCGACGAAUGACUGCUCAUUUCGGGAAGGUACUUAACAUGUUUAAUGGUUUGAUCAACGAAAGAUUGGAUAUAAGGAAAAUGCAGAAGACUGGAAAUGGUGAUGUGUUGGAUGUGCUGCUCAAUACCAGUCAAGAGAACCCUGACGAGAUCGAUAGAACCCAUAUCGAGCGCAUGUGCCUG
Messenger RNA from Ilex paraguariensis (yerba mate), 891 nucleotides. NCBI's taxonomy places the organism in Eukaryota, Viridiplantae, Streptophyta, Magnoliopsida, Aquifoliales, Aquifoliaceae. The record is from the annotation of a GenBank genome assembly.